Messenger RNA from Leptonychotes weddellii (Weddell seal), 3943 nucleotides. The record is from RefSeq and is a predicted model, not a curated record. NCBI's taxonomy places the organism in Eukaryota, Metazoa, Chordata, Mammalia, Carnivora, Phocidae.
UUAUCCUAAAAACUGCGAAACUUUUGUCAGCGUCUCUGAGGCUACUGUUUCCAGCCCUAGUAAAGGCAGAUGGCAUCCUACCCCUAAAGCCGGCAUCUUCUGCUCCCUAUACACAUCCCCAGGCCUUGACCAGACCUUUGUCUGUGGAGAAGGUGAUGACCUCACUAUUUACGGAGUUGUAAUGCAACGGUGGAAGCCUUUUCAGCAAGAUGUGCGCUGUGAAGUGGAGAUAGUCCUGAAAGCCAAUUAUGUCCAAGUAAAUAAUGAGCAGUCUGCAGGGAUCAUCAUGGAUGAGGAGGUCCAAAAGGAAUUUGAAGAUUUUUGGGAGUCCUAUAAGAGUGAUCCCUUUGCAGGAAGGAAUGAAAUAUUGGCCAGCUUGUGCCCUCAAGUUUUUGGGAUGUAUCUAGUAAAGCUUGCUGUGGCCAUGGUGCUGGCUGGUGGGAUUCAAAGGACUGAUGCUACAGGAACACGGGUCAGAGGUGAAUCUCAUCUUUUAUUGGUUGGGGAUCCUGGCACAGGGAAAUCUCAAUUCCUCAAGUAUGCAGCAAAGAUUACACCACGCUCUGUGCUCACCACAGGAAUUGGAUCUACUAGUGCAGGUCUGACGGUAACUGCUGUGAAAGACUCAGGAGAAUGGAAUUUGGAGGCUGGCGCAUUAGUACUUGCAGAUGCGGGCCUUUGCUGUAUCGAUGAGUUUAACAGCCUCAAAGAGCAUGAUAGAACCAGUAUCCACGAGGCAAUGGAGCAACAAACCAUAAGUGUUGCUAAGGCUGGCCUCGUGUGCAAGCUGAACACAAGGACCACCAUCCUGGCAGCAACUAACCCCAAAGGCCAGUAUGACCCCCAUGAGUCCGUGUCUGUGAACAUCGCCCUCGGCAGCCCCCUCUUAAGUCGAUUUGAUCUGAUCCUGGUUUUGCUUGAUACCAAGAAUGAAGACUGGGAUCGUAUAAUUUCCUCCUUUAUCUUAGAAAACAAAGGUUACCCAAGCAAAUCAAAGAAGCUCUGGAGCAUGGAAAAGAUGAAAACCUACUUCUGCCUGAUUAGGAAUCUACAGCCCAGGCUGUCCGAUGUGGGUAAUCAAGUCCUUCUCCGGUACUACCAGAUGCAGAGGCAGAGUGACUCCCGGAACGCUGCCCGGACCAGCAUCCGCCUGUUGGAAAGCUUGAUCCGAUUAGCAGAAGCUCAUGCCCGCCUGAUGUUUCGUGACACUGUGACUCUGGAAGACGCUGUUACAGCCGUGUCAGUAAUGGAAUCCUCGAUGCAGGGUGGUGCACUGCUGGGAGGGGUGAAUGCGCUCCACACUUCCUUUCCUGAAAACCCCCUGAAGCAGUACCAGAGGCAGUGCGAACUUAUUCUGGAAAAGCUAGAGCUGCACAACCUCUUGAGUGAAGAGCUAAGAAGACUUGAAAGGUUACAGAAUCAGAGUGCGCACCAAUCCCAGCCACAGGCAGUGGAGGCAGAGACUAACCCAGGAUCCUCCAAAAAUGACCCAGGAGAAGCAUCAAAGUCCAGAAUCUGGUCAGCACAGCAGGAAGUGAACUGUAGCAUGCUGACCUCCUCUCCUGGAUGCAGUCCCAAGGGAAGCCCACUUCCCGAUCCCCUAUCCCAUGGGGGGCCUAAUAGACCAACAAAUAGAAAAUAUUCCACUGAGCACAAAAAUAGCAAAGAUGACAGUUUGGGCUGGUUUGACUCCAUAGCAACUCAUCAGCUUGAACCUCAAAACACUGUGCCUGUAUUUCCCAAAACAACUGGGGGGAAAAUGGCUUUGCAAAACUUCAAGAACAAAUCUCAGGGUAAGGUAAAGGGUGAGCCAGGCCAAAGGAGCAGAUUGGAAACUGGACAACUUCCAGCACCAGGAGAGACAGAAGCUCCAUCGAGGCCAGACCAUGUUGAAGGGAAAGAGGCAAAAAGGGCAGCAAUCGUUUCUGAAGUAGCAGGAUCUGCUGGUGAACCGGACUCAGUACUGACUCAUCACGUCCCCAGGAAGCUGCACCAGCUGCGCAAGGCCGGUGCGCAGGAGUUGUGCAGGAGCCCCACCACGGUGCCUUUACAGCCCACAGGCCCUCCUCAGCCUCGGUCCAGUCCUGCCCCUGGCCCUGAAGGAACACUGGAAACUCCCAAAAGAAAGAGACAAAAAUCCCUUGCUCAGAUGGAAGAGCCUGAGCUUGAAAGUGUUGAGAGUCCAGGUCCCCCCCUGGCCAAACUGGCAAAAUUUACUUUCAAACAGAAGUCAAAACUGACCCACUCCCCUGAAGACCACAGUGCUGUGUCUCCUGGCACAACUGAAGGAGCAGUUCCAAGUCCCAGAACUCACCAGAGAGCAAGAAGAGAAGCAGCUCUGCCUGGGAAGGGGCCACAAAAGUUGGCUUCUACCUCAGGAAGCAGAAACUCAAAUCAGCCACAGGGUAAGGCAAAGGAAGUGUCCCGGCAGGCACCGGAGGAAGACAGAUCAAGAGAGAAAAGCAAACACGGCCCUGAAGGAAGAGUUACCCAGCCUGAAUUUGAGCUUGGGAACCAGACUGGGCAUUCUCCUCUUACUUGUCAAAGAGACAGAAAGGAAGAGGUCUCAUGCAAUAAUAAGAGCAGCAAGGUUCAUGCUUGCACAUUAGCCAAAUUGGCCAACUUCUCCUUUACUUCCUCCUCUGAAUCCAAAUCAGAAUCCCCUCCUCCUCCUGAAAGUGAGAACCGGGGGGCGAGAGGCCCCAGCCUUCCUCCUGGGGCCACAGCUAUAGUGCUUGGCAGGAAAAGGAAAACUUUUCAGCUGGAGGGGUCCACUGAGAGAUUGCUUCUUUCCAAAAACUCUCUCUUUACUUUAUCAGAACUAGAUGACGAAGCAUUAGAUUUUGAUUGGGAUGAAGAAAUGAGAAAAAAGCCAUAAUCAUGAAAAGCUUUCUAGUCACAUUUCAGCCUCCCCAGCUCCACACAGCACCUUCGGGAUAUCGACAUGUGUCCGUAUGUGUACAGAACUAUUGGCCAUAUUGAGUACCAUUCUGAAUACCAGCUCUCCCGACAGGUUUUAUAAUUUCAGGUUUAUCUUCAUGACUUGCGAAGUUGUAUAAUCAAUGCCGGGCAGUGUGAUACAGCAUUUGAAGUAAUUGACAUUGUGCUUAAUUUUGCAGAUGGAAUACUUGUAUUCCCAAGAUGUUUCUGUUUGUUUUGGUUUCGUUUUUUAGUUGGUUUUGUUCCCUCUCUCUCUUUCUCUCUUUUUUUUAAUUGGGGGUUGGGUCUUCCUAAGAUUGCUUCUCCCAUUCACUCAGGAGCAAAUGCCAGGAAGGUAGCCCUCAUAAAGCUAACAAGUUAGAUGAACUCUUUUCUGUUGGUUUUUUUUUUCCUAUUUUUUUCCUUCACCCAAGAUGUGCGAAGUGUGAAUAUUUAUUAUUUGCCAAAAUCAUGUGAUUUUUCUAAUAUUAUCUCUGUGUUUAUUCUCAUGUGUCAGAUUAGAUGUGACUAAUGCUUUUCCUUCUUUGAAGAGGCAUCCUUACAGUUCCGUGGUAUUCCUAAGGAUCUGGCAGCUGGUCAAACUGUAGCUUUCGGAGGUAUUGACCUUUUGAGUUUUCCGUUUGCUUGAGCUAACAUGUUGUGCUUCAGAUUCUUUGUUCCUUUGGGAGACCUACCCUCAACAUAACUUAAAGCCUGUAGUUAGAAGGAGAAUGUGCAGUAAUCUCAAUCAUACAUCAUGGCAUCUACCCAAGUGGUUAAUAUGGAAAUGUGAUUCCUACUAAGUUAUGAUUCAUUUGUCCUUCAAAACCAAGCAAAUGAUGACUGUUUGGUAGAAAUAGACAACUCAAGCUUUGUCUUAAGUCCUUUUAAAAUCACUUCCUCCUUUGGAUUCUAGCAGGGGCUGUUAGGAUUCCAUAAUUACAGACUCUUUUGAAAUAUGAAUUUUUUUUAAGAUUUUUUAAAUUUAUUUUGACGGAGAGAGACAAUGAGAGAGGGAACACAA